Molecule: messenger RNA, 4009 nt
Organism: Tetrahymena thermophila SB210
Lineage: Eukaryota; Ciliophora; Oligohymenophorea; Hymenostomatida; Tetrahymenidae
Product: kinase domain protein
Exons: 27
Biological process (GO): peptidyl-serine phosphorylation; autophagy
Cellular component (GO): cytoplasm
Molecular function (GO): ATP binding; protein binding; protein serine/threonine kinase activity
Source: RefSeq, a predicted model, not a curated record
ACAAAUAAUUUAGUUUUGAUCAUCAAUAAAUAACAAGGUAUUUAUAAAAAUAGGAAUUAGUAUAUUGAAGCAAUCUUUUUUAAGAAAAAAGCUGUAUUUAGCACAAAGCAACUAAAAAGUAAAGGUAAAAGUUUAGUAAAAUAACUAAAAAAGUUAAGAACCAGUCAAUUAAAUAAUGAGUGUCAAGUAAACUAAGAAAUAAAUUGCUAACCUAGUUGUAGACUGUAGCAUGAAGUACGUCAGUGUGAUGAAAUUUUUUGAUCUCAUGAAGAUCUAACAAUAAGACUAUGCAGAUUUUACAUAUGCAGGAAAUGGAGCAUUUGCAUUUGUGCUUAAAGCAAAUAACAAAAAAAUAAACUAAAUUGUAGCUCUCAAAGUCGUUGAAUGCGAUAGUAAUAAUAUAGCCUUAAUGGAGUAAGUGUAGAAAGAAUAUGAACUGCUCCAAUAACUAUCUAGUAAGUACAUCGUUAAGGUAUUUAAUAGUUUCUUUUUAACAGUAGAAGAUAACUCUGAUGAUGAUGAAAGCAAUGAUGAGGAGGAAAAAACUGCUGAAAGUAAAAUUAAAAAGGAGAAAAAUGAGAGAAAGAUUUUCUUUGUAAUAGAACAAGAAUUCUGCUAAAAAAACCUUGAAACUUACAUCUAAGAAUACAGAUAAAAGAACCUUGAACUAUCAAAUCAAGAAAAAGAAAUCAUGGUUAUCUAAAUGCUAGAUUCUGUAGCUUAUCUACAUAGAUUUGAUAUUGUUCAUAGAGAUAUUAAACCUUCAAACUUUUUGCUUUCUUUUGAUUAGGACGGACUUCCAAUAAUCAAAAUAUGCGAUCUAGCUUUUGCUUCACCUCUCAAGUAUAAUAAAUCAAAAAUCACUUUCUCUUAAUUAAAAGGAACCGAGGUUUAUUUUGCACCAGAAAUUGAAAAAAGAAUACAGAAAAAAGAGUCUGAUGUUUUCUCACUAGGAAUUGUUUUUCUGGAAUUAGAUAACAUAAAUACAUUCGAUAUUUGUGGUACUACAAACGAGGACAAACUUAAAAUUAAAGAUGGAAAUAUCUUCUCAAACUAUUAAAUUAAUAGGUAAUCUUCAAUUUACAAGAUAGCGCAACAGUGCUUAAAUUACUACAUAGAUAAUCGUAAAUCUGCGAUUUAAUUGUUAAUUGAAUUUAUACGUUAGAACUAGCAAUAUAUAAACAUUACUCUCUAUUCUGUGAUUAAUAAAUCACAAUUAAAGUAAGAAUCAGAGCAAAUAAGUUAAAUUGAAAAAGGUUCUAUAGAAUAAUAGUAAAAAAAAUAAAGCUAGAUCUAAGAAAUUUCCUAAUAUAGCAAUUCACAAUUAAAGUAAGAAUCAAAGCAAAUAAGUGAAAUUCAAAAAAUUUCAAUCGAAUACUAGUAAAAAAAAUAAAACCAGAUUUAAGAACUUUUCUAAUUUGGCAAUUCACAAUUAAAGUAGGAAUCAGAGCAAAUAAGUUAAAUUCAAACAAAUUCUAUCCAAAAAUUGUAAAAAAAAUAAGGCUAGAUAUAAGAACUCUCCUAAUAUGACAAUUCCCAAUUAAAGUAGGAAUCAGAGCAAAUAAGUUAAAUUCAAAAAAGUUCUAUCGAAUACUAAUAAAAAAAAUAAAGCUAGAUCUAAGAACUCUCCAAAUAUGGCAAUAACUAGUAACAUCUUGAAAAGCUAAUGAAGGUGUUUAAUUAGUUAAAAUAUAAACCCAUCAAGGCAGAUGAAUAUGAAACAAUUCUAAAGAUACUCUAAAAUAAUCCUAAGUAUGAAAGUGAAUUAGAAUUUAUUUCAUUUGGUGGAAAAGGUUUGGUUAUGGGAGCUUUCAACAAAUCUCAGGGAAGAAAAGUAGCAUUGAAAAUUCAGAAACUUUAAUCUAAGCAUGAAGUUGUUCGAGAAGUUGGAAUCAUGAGAGACUGUUAAAUGCCUCUUGUGAUUAAAUUUUAUGACUUUUUCUAUAUGUCUGUAAAUAGCAAAGAUGAUUUUGUUGUUUUUGAAUUAGAAAAGUGUACAGGUAACUUAAAGCAAUACUUAGAGAGACUUAAGGAAAAAGAGAUCUUAUUGAGUGAAAGCUAGAAGAUGAAGAUUGCUGUUUAAAUUAUUGAUGUUAUCAACUAUCUUAAUUGUAUUUAGAUUGUUCAUGGAGACAUCAAGUUAGAUAAUAUUCUUUACAUUGAUAAUAUGUAGGAUGUUCCCACUAUUAAACUAGCUGAUUUUGAUCAAUCUAGAAAAUUACCUUGCGGAUUUAUAGGUGUUUUAGAUAAAAAACAAGUUUUUGAUUACACUCCCGCUUAAGGAAUUUAUGGAACCAUAGGAUAUAAUUCACCUGAAUUUUUUGAUAAAUAAUAAUAUACAUUAGAGUGCGAAAUAUUCUCAGUUGGAGUUUGCCUUGCUCUUCUAGAUAAUUUUGAGAAACUAGAACCUGUUAUUUUGAAAAAAGCCCUUGAUCAUUAGAAUGGAUUCUAAAUUCCCUUUGAACCAAGUAUCAACUUCAAAGACGAAGUUAUUAAUAGACAAGGUUAGAUUUAUGAAAUCAUAUUUUAAACAGUCGUCUUUAAACCACAAUAAAGAAAGUCUUUAUCUUAAAUUCUCUUAAAUUUGGAAAAACAAGGAUACUCUUAUUACUCUUAAAUACAUUAUUCAACUUAAUCUGCACUAAAAAACUUGAAAAAUUGCAAAAUACUCACUCUAGAUUAUUGUAGCAACAACUUAGGUUCAGAUGGGGCGAAAGCAAUUGCUUCUGAAAUAGCUAAAUGGACUAAUCUCUCCACUUUAAGCCUCGACCUUGAUCGCAACAACUUAGGUUCAAAUGGGACGAAAGCAGUUGCUUCAGAAAUAGCUAAAUGUACUAAUCUCUCCACUUUAAGUCUUUCGCUAUAUCUCAACAACUUAGGUUCAGGUGGGGCGAAAGCAAUUGCUUCUGAAAUAGCUAAAUGGACUAAUCUCUCCACUUUAAGCCUCGACCUUGAGUGGAAUAAUAUAGGUUCAGAUGGGGCGAAAGAAGUUGCUUCCGAAAUAGCUAAAUGUACUAAUCUCUCCACUCUAAACCUCAACUUUGAGUCGAAUAAUGUAGGUUCAGAUGGGGCGAAAGAAGUUGCUUCCGAAAUAGCUAAAUGUACUAAUCUCUCCACUUUAAGCCUCAACCUUGAUGUCAACAACUUAGGUUCAGAUGGGGCGAAAGAAGUUGCUUCCGAAAUAGCUAAAUGUACUAAUCUCUCUACUUUAAACCUCAACCUUAGGUGGAAUAAUAUAGGUUAAGAUGAGGCGAAAGUAGUUGCUUCUGAAAUGGCUAAAUGGACUAAUCUCUCCACUUUAAGUCUCAACCUUGAUCUCAACAACUUAGGUUCAGGUGGGGCGAAAGUAUUUGCUUCCGAAAUAGCUAAAUGUACUAAUCUCUCCACUUUAAGCCUCGACCUUGAGUCGAAUAAUAUAGGUUCAGAUGGGGCGAAAGAAGUUGCUUCCGAAAUAGCUAAAUGUACUAAUCUCUCCACUUUAAGCCUUGACCUUGAGUCGAAUAAUAUAGGUUCAGUUGGGGCGAAAGAAGUUGCUUCUGAAAUAGCUAAAUGUACUAAUCUCUCCACUUUAAGCCUCGACCUUGAUCUCAACAACUUAGAUUCAGAUGGGGCGAAAUUAGUUGCUUCCGAAAUAGCUAAAUGUACUAAUCUCUCCACUUUAAGUCUCAAACUUGGAUAGCUUAUCUAAACAAUGGCAACAUUAAUUUAUAAACUCCUUUUCCACAUUUCAGAAUCAUUUAGUCUUAAUAGCAAAGCUAUAGGUAACUUUGUUGCAGAUAAUAGAGAUUUAAUUACUUUAGCUUAUUGGCAUAAAAUUAUUUCAUUAAAAUCAAUAAAUUCUCCAUCAAUUUGGGGUGAUUAACCAUAAUAUCGUCCCAGUGAUAAUGGAGAAUAGUUAUCCUUACAUUCUUCUAAUAGUUAUGUGACUAUCUUAUUAUCUUCUCUACAUACGGGUGAAUCAAAAUUUAUUCAACAAAGGGAAAAGCAUCUCUGGAAAUUUUGGUCAUGA